Messenger RNA from Engraulis encrasicolus (European anchovy), 1341 nucleotides. RefSeq names its product BRCA1/BRCA2-containing complex, subunit 3 (gene brcc3). The record is from RefSeq and is a predicted model, not a curated record. The transcript has 8 exons. Lineage: Eukaryota; Metazoa; Chordata; Actinopteri; Clupeiformes; Engraulidae. Gene Ontology annotation, molecular function: cysteine-type deubiquitinase activity; polyubiquitin modification-dependent protein binding; metallopeptidase activity. Gene Ontology annotation, cellular component: BRCA1-A complex; BRISC complex. Gene Ontology annotation, biological process: protein K63-linked deubiquitination; double-strand break repair. The coding region runs from base 147 to 929 and encodes 260 amino acids.
UGACAUGUGUUUCGCAUCCGGUUAUGCGUUGUGUAAUGUCGCUACAUUCACGGUACAAGGAAAACAGUGUCAUCAGGUUUCUGGUUUGCUAAACUUACCUCACAUCAGAUUUGGUAGAGCGCUUUGUUGUCUUAUUUGGCCUCAUCAUGGCUGUUACGGCUGUUUAUCUGGGAUCGGACGCCUUUCUUGUUUGUAUGAAUCAUGCCCUGAGUACCGAGAAAGAGGAGGUUAUGGGGUUGUGCAUCGGGGAGGUUGAUGUCAACCGCAUAGUUCAUGUUCACUCUGUGAUUAUUCUGCGGCGGUCGGAUAAAAGGAAAGACCGAGUCGAAAUAUCACCUGAACAACUCUCUGCAGCCUCGACCGAGGCAGAAAGACUAGCUGAGACGACAGGGCGGCCUGUCAGAGUGGUUGGAUGGUAUCAUUCUCAUCCUCACAUCACCGUUUGGCCAUCACAUGUUGAUGUGAGGACCCAAGCCAUGUACCAGAUGAUGGAUCAAGGCUUUGUAGGACUCAUAUUCUCCUGCUUCAUCGAAGAUAAAAACACUAAGACGGGAAGAGUUCUCUACACCUGUUUCCAGUCUGUACAAGCACAGAAAGGCUCAGAGUACGAGAGGAUCGAGAUCCCCAUCCAUGUGGUGCCCCAUGAGGCCAUUGGGAAAGUGUGCCUGGAGUCCGCAGUAGAAUUACCCAGAAUCCUUUGUCAGGAGGAACAGGACACCUACAGAAGGAUCCACAGCUUGACGCAUCUAGACCCAGUCACAAAAAUACACAAUGGGUCAGUAUUCACCAAGAAUCUGUGCAGUCAGAUGUCUGCGGUGAGUGGGCCCUUGCUCCAGUGGCUGGAAGACCGUCUGGAACAGAACAAGCAGAGCAUUCUAGAACUCCAGCAGGAGAAGGAGCGCCUUACCCAGGAACUCUCCUGCUCCUGAGACAAGAGACGAGCCUUACCACACCACACCAGACCACACCUAUGACAUGUGUGGAGUGGAAUAUUUAUUUAUCUUUUUGCUUAGUAAAAAAGCCACACUCACACGGCUUUGGGCGUUGAAGAAGGCUUAGACCGAAACGUCUGUCUGUCAUGCUAACCCACUAAAACUACAAGAAUUACACCAGAGAGUGCAGGUUUUUUAACUAAAUAUGAACUUGGCUGUUUGCUCGCACCCGAAGACCUUGGUUGCAUUCCAAUAUGCGACCUUGCGUCCUCCACUUGUGCUUGUGGCCUCACCCCGCCUCCUGGCCCCUCCUCCAUGGAGAAAACAAUAAAGUUUCCCAGCUGUCAGCCUAGCCACAACUACUUUUGGGGGACUGUUUUUUAUUCACCAUCCAGUUUGCAAAUGAGAA